GCCGGUGGAGGCCGCGCCCGCCCCUAGCGCGUGCAGACAAGAAUGUGGUCACUGCUUCUGGUCGCCCACCAUGCCCUGCUCUGCAGCGAUGGCUGAGUUUGAGGUUGACGUCAUGGGUCACGUGGUGUCGGAGGCACCGGAGUCGGGCCUGAAGCGUCCACCGGAGUCGGCCGACCCGGGCAGCAAGCGACCGCGUCCGGCCGAGUGGACCGAGGAGACGCCGCCGCCCUCGCCGCACGACUCCUCGUCCGACGCCAGCGACGACGAGUCGGACGAGGAGGAUGAGGACGAGGAGCCGGAGCGCGGCUACCAGGGCAGCAUCCUGGCGUCAUGCCUGCUGUCGGACAAGCGGACGGCGUUCGCGCCGGACGCCGAGCCGGCCUACAGCCCGGCGUGCGAGCUGGGCCGCGCCGGGCCCGCGUUCGGCGGCUGGUACCCGGACGGCGGCUUCCAGCGGCCGCAGAACCAGACGGUCGAGUGCGACGGUAAGAGCUACAUCCAGCUGGGUGCGGUGCCGCCGCGCCGCGAGCGCUCGCAGUUCUACCGGUACCAGCGCUUCACGGCUCUGCACGCCACCAUGGUGAAGCUCAGCCGACACCGGCGCAUGAUGGAUCCGCUGCUGCGCAAGUCGGUGCUGCUGUUCAACACGAUGCGCCACAUCGAGCGCGAGCUGGAGCAGGAGGGGCUGAGCCUGGCGGCCGCGUUCAACCCGCACCACUUCGACAGCGGCCCGCUGACGCUGGACCCGCCGCCCCCGCCGUCGCCACCGCCACAGUCACCGCCGCCUCCGCCGCCGUUGCCGCCGCCGCCGCCGGCGUUGACGGCAGGGCCGGCGUCGGACGAAAUUAACUGGGGCUCAGUGCUGAGCCUAGGCAGCCAACCGGAGCUGGAGCUACUGGCAGCAGACGGGGUGCCGCCCGGCUGGGCGCUGCCGCCGCUGUCGGCCGAGGACGUGCUGCGCUCGGUGCCGAACGAGCGGCGCGACGAGUCGACCGACGCUGUCGCCUCCCUGCUGGCACUCUAGCGUCGCGCCGUCCGCCGCCUGGCGCCGCCUCUGUGAUAUUGCGAGUACCUGGCCGGCCGGCAGGCGGCAGCACCGGCGGCGCUGCUCAAGGGGACUCACGCGGGCGAGCCCGUCUGUCAAAGCAAAGUACAAAUGGGCGCGGGCAGGGCCCCGGGUGGAGUCCGGGACUGGCCGGUCGAAGGUGGUGGGUCGGUGUAGGGCGGCGCGUGGAACGGUGACCGUGACAGGCCCAUUCCAGGCAACACUGCCCCUUCGGUGCCUCCCGGGGUGCACCAUCGUCACACAGCGUGCUCAAAUUCGUUGGCGUAGGGCGAGGCGCGACGGACCUGCCCAACGGGAGACUGGUCGGCCUCUACGGGCGGUCACGGAAAUCACAAAGCUAUAAUUCAAGCUAUUUAAUGCCUAGCAGUAUUUUGAAACAAGCAAAGUAGAUUUUCGUAUUAGUUUCAGGCGUCUGGGAAGCGACACUAACAAGUGCUGCCGAACCCCGCAACAGGCGGCAGAGCCCCGCCGCGGGUCCAGUGCCAAUAGCAACACGAGCUGGAUUUUCGUACUUCGUGACUUAUGGCUACGGCCGAAAGGAACUUGGCUGGCAACCAGCCGACACGCGCACGCAAUCUUUAGUUUUAUACUACGGUUAUCACCCCGUGAGAUGUCGGCACUGGCCGCCACGUAUUUAUUCAGUUGUCGGUCUGCUUACUCUGUCUCGUCGAAUGUCUCCACUCCAGUGUGUGAAAGAUGACUGCAAUUCGCAACGUUGGGUCUGCUUUACUUGCCAUGCCCACAUAUCUUAGUGUCGCUGCUUUUAUUCUUUUCAUCCGCACGCUAGCGGGAAAGAGGUCCGCUUCUGCCUAACGUCUCACUUUCUGCAUUUAUGGCGCAUCCUGAGCACCCGCGCCAGCAGUCAGAGCCGGACGGCGGUAGACGUAGGCAGGGGGCUGUGCAGAGUGACCGGUGGUGACGGAUACUCCGGUCGAUGGUGAAGUCGCCGCGUACGCGAGCACAAAUGGUGCUCAACGAGGGCCACAGCUACCGGCGGGUGAUUGUGUGCGCUGUAUGACUCCGGGCAAGCUCAACAGGCACCUGGGUGAAUUUCCAGGUGUUCACAUUCACAAGCGUUGUGACAGAACGCGAUUUCAAAUCAUCGAAGCAUCCAGAUUUAUAUCGUGUUUUGUACUAUUGUAAAUAUUUGUAUUCCAUUUCGGAAUAAACGUGAGUCAUGCAUA
Molecule: messenger RNA, 2250 nt
Organism: Pollicipes pollicipes
Lineage: Eukaryota; Metazoa; Arthropoda; Thecostraca; Pollicipedomorpha; Pollicipedidae
Product: formin-like protein 3
Exons: 2
Coding region: 71-1024 (317 amino acids)
Cellular component (GO): nucleus
Molecular function (GO): transcription regulator activity
Source: RefSeq, a predicted model, not a curated record